Messenger RNA from Choloepus didactylus (southern two-toed sloth), 2300 nucleotides. RefSeq names its product survival of motor neuron 2, centromeric (gene SMN2). Gene Ontology annotation, biological process: regulation of alternative mRNA splicing, via spliceosome; mRNA processing. Gene Ontology annotation, molecular function: RNA binding. The transcript has 9 exons. The record is from RefSeq and is a predicted model, not a curated record. NCBI's taxonomy places the organism in Eukaryota, Metazoa, Chordata, Mammalia, Pilosa, Megalonychidae. Gene Ontology annotation, cellular component: precatalytic spliceosome; nucleus; cytoplasm. The coding region runs from base 70 to 939 and encodes 289 amino acids.
CCCCAGGCGGCGGAAGUCGUCACUCAAAAGGUCGGAGCCACUAGCCGUGGAUCCCGGAAUAGGCUCGCCAUGGCGAUGGACGGCGGAGGUGGCGGCGGCGGCCCAGAGCAAGAGGACUCUGUGCUGUUCCAGCGCGGCACCGGGCAGAGUGAUGAUGGUGACAUUUGGGAUGAUACAGCAUUGAUAAAAGCCUAUGACAAAGCUGUGGCUUCAUUUAAGCAUGCUCUAAAGAAUGGUGACAUUUCUGAAGCUUCAGACAAACCAAAAGGCACACCUAAAAGAAAACCUGUUAAGAAGAAUAAAAGCCAAAAAAAGAACAUCACAACUCCAUUGAAACAGUGGAAAGUUGGUGACAAAUGUUCUGCUAUUUGGUCAGAAGAUGGCUGCAUUUACCCAGCUACCAUUGCUUCAAUUGAUUUUAAGAGAGAUACCUGCAUUGUGGUUUACACUGGGUAUGGAAAUAGAGAGGAACAAAAUCUAUCUGACUUACUUUUCCCAGCCUUUGAAGGAGUUAAUGUAGAGCAGAAUGCUCAGGAGAAUGAAAAUGAGAGUCAACUUUCAACAGAUGAAAGUGAGAAUUCCUCCAAGUCUCCUGGAAAUAAACCAAACUACAUAAAGUCAAAAGCUACUCCAUGGAACUCUUUUCUGCCUCCACCACCCCCCAUGCCAGGAUCAGGACUGGGACCAGGAAAGUCAGGUCUAAAAUUCAAUGGCCCACCACCCCCACCUCCACCCCCCUUCCUAUCAUGCUGGCUGCCUCCACUUCCUUCUGGACCACCAAUAAUUCCCCCUCCACCUCCCAUGUGUCCAGAUUCUCUUGAUGAUGCUGAUGCUUUGGGAAGCAUGUUAAUCUCUUGGUACAUGAGUGGCUAUCAUACCGGCUACUACCUGGGUUUCAAACAAAACCAAAAAGAAGGAAGAUGCUCACAUUUCAAUUAGGAAUGAGAAAGCAAGUGAAAAGAUUUGCCUUGGUGGAACUCCAUACAACCUCAGCUCAGCCCCCGAGCAACUGCUUCCACCAGGCCCCAUGGAGUCUUGUCUUGAACAUGAAUAAUUUGGGAUUUGGGCCAGGACUAAGUAGAACUCUUCCUCAGAUUUCUGGAGCUCCUCUUCUCCAAUUCUUCCUCUCCAGACCCUGUUCCCUCAAAUUCCAGCUGCCUUAUUCCAAGGCCCAAAUUGUGUUCUCUUUCUUCCAGUCAGGAAGACCAAUACUCUGGGCAUGGUCUCCACCUCCCAUGUUGCAAUUUGGAAAUCACAUCCAGUCAGAAGGGGGUGAAUAUGAAGCUCACUUGAUGUUUUUCCCUUUCUCAAGGAUCUCAGCCCUGUGAUAUUUGGUUUGGAAUGUCUGGAAAUAGUUGCAUCAUAUAUUCUACCCAGUUUUAUAGUUUAUAGCAGGAGAGCAAGUCCCCUACCAUCUAUUCCCCAUAUUUUUGUAAUCCUAGUUGAUGUAAACAAACAUACUUGGCUGGGUGGCAUAAUUCAUUGCAUCACUUGGCCCAUUUUGGAACAGUUAAUUUUCAGUUAUUGCAUGUUUUCUGAAAGAUUAGUUUAUUGUGACGCUUUAAAUAGAAUGUACUAAACAAUGAUAUUGUACUCCAUACCUUUCAAGUACAUGAGAUUUAGACAUCAGAUUUGUGAUUUUUGAUAUAUGUUUUUACACAAUAAUAAGUUUAUUUGGCACCUUUUUGCUUAACAUUUCAUAGAAUUGUUUUUGUGAGUUGAUGAUUUAAUUUCAUAUAAUGGGUCCUAGAUGCUAAAUAGUUCAGUGGAUCAUCACAUGUUCUCAUAUUGUUCCCCCAAAAGAAUAAACUUGUUAAUAAAGCCCUCAUUCUUCACACUUACCUUAGUGUUAUAGUUUAUUUAAUAAUUAUUUAUUCCUCUAUUGUUAUUCUUGUUUAGAAAAUAAAAGUUCCAAAAAAGUUUGAAUCUUUUUUUGAAACAUUCAAUUUAUUUUUUUUUAACAACAUGGUUUUAAUAAUUGUUGCUUUGUUAUAUAUUUAUAAAUCUGAUAUAUGUUGAAAUGAAAAAAGUAAGGUGCCGAGCUGUGUUUAUUAUGCUACCUGUCAUUUAUGGAAAUAUAUGUUUAUGGUUGUAUGUGCAUUGAUUACCAUCUCAGGAAUGAUUUCAAGAUAGUUACCUCUGAAGGACUGGAAGACACAGGGAUGGAAGGGAGACUUUUCAGAAUAUACUGUUGUAUUUUUUAUUUUUGUGCCAUGUACAUUUAUUGCCAAUAAAAUAAAUAAUGUGUAAUUAACAUAAAUCUAGUAAGACGGAUCUAUCACUACUCCUUUAAAUUUUAU